AUGUGUUGUAAUCAAUCUGUGAUGCAAGAACAAGUAGUGGUAGACGUAGUACACGACAGACCCCAUGAUCAUGAUGGGGCAGAAGCACAUUCCUUUUUGAUUAACUCAGAGAGGAGACUAUGACCAUGUCCGCCGCACUACUCUGAAGGCAAUGUCCAAUUAUAAUUCAUCCAAGUAGAGAUCAUCGAAAACAACUAAUGUCCAGUACAAUAUUGAAUAUUGUUUAUGGCGCGAAAACGGCACCCGGGGUGCACUUGUGGAAUUGUAUCGUCCCGCUGGUAGUCGAGGAGUACGACUAGGGAUCCCAAUCAAUCAAUGGCCAUGAUGAACCACAUUCCAAGGACAAGAAAAAGAGGAUCCGUUAACUUUCGUAGUACCUAG
Messenger RNA from Amoebophrya sp. A25, 381 nucleotides. The record is from the annotation of a GenBank genome assembly. Lineage: Eukaryota; Dinophyceae; Syndiniales; Amoebophryaceae.